UCAGUGGGCUGCGAAGGGAGGACGUGAAGGCGGAGGGAAGCCCCCAGUGCCACUGACGGGCAUGCGCAACGGCGCCCCAGAAACAUGGCGGAGGCGGCGGCGUGAAUCCAGGCGACGGGAGCCGCGCGCAGCUGACAGACACGCGAGCCGCGCCGCCGGCGCUUUGCAGGACCGGCGGCUGCCUCGGCUUCCCUCCUUUGCCCUGGGGAAGCUUGUACUAAAAAGAAGAGUGAAGUGUUCUUACAACAUUUAUGUUUUCGCUGUGAAAAGAAAGAACAAACAUUGUACCAUGGGAAAAACAGCAGCUAAAGAAUCCAAGACUAUCAGAAAAGAAAAACUUGGGAAGAGUAAUCCAUCGAACAAUCAGUUAGUAAAUAAUGACUAUUUUAGCUGGGAAAAUUACUUGAAAGAGACUGGAUCUCUCGCUGCUCCUGCACAUUGUUUCAGACAGUCUAGAAUUCCACCUACUAAUGAUUUCAAAGUGGGUAUGAAACUGGAAGCUCAUGACCCUCGCAAUAUUACCUCAGUAUGUAUAGCUACAGUUAUUGGAAUUACGGGUGCCAGAUUAAGGUUGCGACUGGAUGGAAGUGAUAACAAAAAUGACUUUUGGAGGCUUGUGGAUUCAUCUGACAUACAGCCAGUUGGAACCUGUGAAAAGAAUGGAGGGAUGCUUCAGCCUCCAUUAGGAUUCCAGAUGAAUGCAUCUUCUUGGCCAAUGUUUCUCUUAAGAACACUAAAUGGAGCUGACAUGGCAUCUGCAGCAUUGUUUAGAAAGGAACCACCAAAGCCUUCUCCAAAUUGUUUUAAAGUUGGGAUGAAAUUAGAAGCAAUAGACAGAAAAAACCCUUUUUUAAUAUGUCCUGCAACCAUUGGGGAUGUUAAAGGAGAUGAAAUUUUUAUUACCUUUGAUGGCUGGCGAGGGGCAUUUGACUAUUGGUGUAAAUAUGAUUCUCGGGAUAUCUUUCCAGUUGGAUGGUGUGACUUAACAAAAGAUGCUCUACAACCACCAGGGAACAAUGUUUCUGGUGCAAAGAAUAAUGCAAAAGCCCAAACAUCCCCUUCCAAAGUGACCCGGCGUUCAAUGCAGUCUCCACAGAAAUUGGCAUCUGUUCCAGUUCCUGUUCCUGCUCCCACACCUAAAGGGAAGAAAGCUUCAUCUGGGAAGAAAGCUUCAUCUGCAGUUCUUAGGAAAGGCAGGUCUCCCAAAAAUAUUCAUGUGACAACAAACACAUCUCAUAAGGAAAACCUCCAAACAAGAAAACACAGCUUGAAACCAGGCAGGAAGAAAAAAAUCUUACCAGUGCCAUCUCCAGUAUUUUCUCCUCCCCUUGCUUCUGCAAAACUGGAAAAUAGCAGUACACAGAUUCACAAAGAUGGGCCUGCUAUUACGAGUGCAACAACAGCUGUCAUUUCUACCGUUUGUGUCUAUGUUAACAAACACGGAAACUCUGGGCCUCAUCUGGAUCAGAAGAAGGUGCAGCAGCUUCCUGAUCACUUUGGACCAGGUCCUGUGAAUGUGGUGCUUCAGCAGGCUGUGCAGGCUUGUGUAGACUGCGCCUGUCAAUCAAAAACAGUCUUUGGAUUCCUGAAGUCAGGACAUCAUGCAGGAGAAAUGAUCACAGCCUCUUUUGAUGGGGAGAAGCAUGCCAUCAGUCUUCCUUCUGUAAACAGUGCAUCAUUUGUCCUACGUUUCUUGGAGAAGCUCUGCCACAGCCUACACUGUGAUAAUCUUUUCAGCAGCCAGCCUUUCAGCCCUUACAUGGGGAGUGCCCAUAGUCCUACAGACUAUGAUAGAAGCAAGCCAGCGAAAGAAGAAAUAUUGGACAACAGAAGUACUACUAAGCGGUGUUCUCAGGAUUCACCACCCUAUACUGUCCCGCUGUCUACUAAACUACCAAGAACUGAAGUUCACCCCUCAGAAGCAGAAAUUUUGCCAAGCGAAGAAAACAGCACAUCUAAGGAGCACAGGUUUUCUGAAGACUCAAUGGAUUCUGCACUAAAUUCAGUAAAUCCUUCAAGCCCUAGUUGUCGGAGUUCCACAGAAUAUCGUACCUCAGGGAGCGCAGCCUAUUACAGGAAUUCUCUUCCACCAUUGACUGCUACCUCAAAUAUAGCACCAAUCCUACGCAGGGUAUCAUCAAGUUCUGCUGGGAACAGCAGUUAUUAUGAAGUCAACAGGAAUCGACUGCAGAGGAGGAUUGAAGCUGCAAGCUCUACAACAGGGCCUGACCUCAGCACACUAAAGCGGGAACCUUCCAGAAUUCCCAAUAAGGAUCCAUCUACAUGGUCAAUAGAUGAAGUAAUGCGAUUUGUGAAAGAAGCUGAUCCUCAAGCAUUAGCACCCCAUGUAGAGCUCUUCAGAAGACAUGAAAUAGAUGGAAAGGCUCUCCUUUUGCUGAGGAGUGAAAUGAUAAUGAAAUAUAUGGGGCUAAAGUUAGGCCCAGCAUUAAAGCUGUGCUACCAUAUUGAGAGGCUUAAGCAAGGAAAGUACUAGGUAGUGGACGCACAACAUUAUUAUGUGUUUCGGACAACUUCUCAGGUUCACAAAAUACAUCGGACACAAUGCAGCAAAGACUUUGCCAGUUCAUGGGUCAUACAAAUGGAUUGUUGCUGGUCCCAUUCACACUGCAAAAAGAAAAGUCCAGGUCACUGGUAUCCAGUGUUUAUUUGAAAAGCCUUGUGUGCUUUGCAACUAUCACUGGUCUGGAGAAGCAUCCUCUCAAAAUGCAGGUUUUCUUGUCACAAUAGAAUACAUGGAUCACACUGUGGUAUUUAAUAAUUUGUGUGAAAACAUACUGGGAAAAGAAAACCUGCAAAAUAUAUUCUCCAUUAUUCAGCUUCAGCUGGUGCAUUUUCAUUUAGAACCAAAACAGCUGAAUUCCAAAGGAAUAAUCAUUUUUUUAAAAUCUCAUCAGGAUAUGUAAGUUCCUAAAGCUGUGGCUGAAUUCUAAGAUAAAAAUGGCGCUGGGGACGGGUGUGUGGCGGAAAGCAAUUUUUGCAAUUAAUUUCAUUUCCUCGGUUAACAUUUUAUACCUGGCACUCCAGAAUAUUAAUAUUGAGAUAUUGCUGUGUUGAUUUCCAUAAAGGGAAUAGCCAUAUGAAUUGUUCUCUAUAUAUGGUGUUUGUUUAAAAACUAAUAAGCUUUUUUUUGAAAUACUGCUAUUACUUUCUCUUUUUAAAUUAUGAAAGAAAAUAUUGUUUUAUGCUGACAAUUUAAGCUAGCAAUAUAUCUAUGUAUAUGUAUAUAUAUAUUUUUACAAGGAAGUUCUCAGUGCUGAUUCGAGCAGCCAGCUUCCAGAUGACAAACACUUCCAGCUUGCCAACUGGAAUAACCCACCUGUUAUUUUAAAACAUUCCAUCUUUACGGAGCCUUGCAUGAAUAUUAAUGUUCAUGCGCUUGUAUAUUUAUAUAUGUGUGUAUAUGGUACAUGCAUAUAUACUGUACAUAUGUGUUCAUUUUAAAUGUCUUUUAAAGGUACUUUUGCACUGUGAUGGACAAUAAACUGUAGAAAUCCUUUUCUAAACCAGUUAAACAAAAUCACGCAGAAAAUAUUUUGGCCCAGUGCACAGAGGUAGGCUGUGUACUAGGAUCUUCAAAUACACACCUACUACAAGUAUAGAUAAACUGGGAAAUAGGGCAAGGAGAAAAGAGAGGCCUUUGUGACUCCUUUCCCCUUUACAAAGGUGAGUUUAUGCUGCCUCUUGAGUGAUGUGUGUUCUAGCAAGGGCUCCACGGGGUGUGUAUCUUUAAGUACUUGAUGCAAGGAUCUUAAACCACAAAGUAUCAUUUGCAGCCACAAAAUUGGUCUUGCUAGAUUAAAAAAAGUGAAUGUGUCCUCUUACUAUUCAUUGAUACUUGUCUGCUUUACUUUCCAUUUCUGGAGAAGUAUAAAACAAUCAAUAGACAGGUGUAUUCAUACAGGGAUAUUCCCUGCACUAUGCAAUAUUCCUAGAUUUUCAUAUUUUGCUGAGCCAUUUUAUUUUGGGAGGUUUUCUGGCUAGUAGUAUGGAUUUUAUUGAUUUUGGGUUUCUUUUAGCUUCUUUUAAUGUAAAGAUGAUAAUUUUGAACAAAGAAGUUGAAGUGCCCAUGGACGUGUGUGUGUUUUACAUAAACCUUGGUGCUGCAUUCUAUAAGCUACAAGAAGUUAUGCUGAUAGUAAACACUUUGCUGUCAUUGCCAAUGUCAUAUCAGGGACCAUUUGUGUACAUUUGCUGUUUAGCAAACUGAAUGUACUGUAUUUAAUAGUACAACUGAUGAUAAAGGUGAUGUAGUCCUAAAAGAAGGGUAGAUUGUAUAUUUCUUACAGCCUUUUUAUAUCAAAGCUUAAAAGUAUUUUUACACAAUACUCAUUUGAAAAUGCCUUGCUUACUGGUAUACUAAUAACUCAGGUUUAACAAAAAUAUUUCCAACUAAUAAAGAAAUCCGUCUCAGACUUAAUUAUGUUUUAAAUUACACAGAUAGAAUUUAAAUUUGACUCAACUACAGAGGUUUGCCUUACAAAUGAGCAGUCUUGUGUUAAUAUCAAUUGUGCCAGCUUUUAAUGAGCACAUACAAAGCAUCUAGCUAGUCCUGUGUCAUGGCUUUACAAUGCUGAUGCAGGCAUAUGAAUUUAUGCAAACAUCUAGGAUCAGGGUGUCAGAGCUGCGAUUCAGUUCACGUAUCAUUUGCAUGCACAUGUCUUCCAGCAGAUGUGACAAAUGCACAAGAUUCUAACAAUGGAAUAGUGAAAGCAUGGCAGCAAGCACUUGACGGAUGUAUAUAUGGCUGGCUGUGAUCCUGAAGAUACCACAAAUUCCAAAUGUCUUGAGUAGUUGUAGUUUAGUAACCUCAGACAGCCGCUCAGUUUGCCAAAUAAUUUUUUAAACUUGAAAACUUUUUGUUGUUCAAUUACAGAGAUAAUGGAAAAUGCUAGACUGCCUUUCUGUUUCUAAUGGCAUUUCCAAAUGCUGUUAAUAUAGAAAGGAAAGAGGGUUUUUUAAAAAAAUGUUAUAUUUCCUGAUCAGUGACUUGUUCAUUCUACUUACCAACAUAUUCUACUUACCAAGAAUAUUCAGAAGCAGAUUUGCGUAGAAAAGAAUCAAACUCUUACAAGUGUGUUAAUACUUCUUCUAGGUUGCAGCUAAUUACUUUGAAAAUAUUACAAACACAGCUCAAUUAAUUUUAUUUAAACUAUAGAUCAUUUUUUAAAAAAUUAUUUCAUGUCUUAUGUUUUUACACAUUUUGCCAGCAUGAUGCAAGAUUUUGUUAGCAUUGCAUAAAAGGUGUGCACUGUAUCACAUUCACACAUUUGAACAUGAAAUGGGAAUGUCACAGUGAAAUUUAACCUUGUACAAUAGCAUAAUAUCAAAGUCUGUCAAGUGUCUGUAACAGAAUAUAUUUUAAUCCUUUAUUUUCGACUGGAUUUAUUAUCUAAGCAGAAAAUUAAACUUGUUCAGUGUU
This is a messenger RNA of Sphaerodactylus townsendi, 5440 nucleotides long. It is a transcript of the gene SCML2, whose product is annotated as Scm polycomb group protein like 2. The transcript is spliced from 15 exons. The coding region runs from base 62 to 2494 and encodes 810 amino acids. The record is from RefSeq and is a predicted model, not a curated record. Gene Ontology annotation, biological process: regulation of DNA-templated transcription. Gene Ontology annotation, cellular component: nucleus. Gene Ontology annotation, molecular function: protein binding. Lineage: Eukaryota; Metazoa; Chordata; Lepidosauria; Squamata; Sphaerodactylidae.